GCAUUACGUCAUGCUGCGCCCCACGCUGCACGGCUGCAGGAGCCUGGGGAGACACUAGUGCAGUGCUCUACCCCACCGUUUACCGCCCCACGUCUCUGCAAUUUUCCUUUGCACUUUCCAGGCUGGUUGUGAGUGUAAUUGUUCUCGUUGUCUCCUCUCCUUCCCUCUCUGGUGAGCGAUAUCGGCGAUGUUCCGCGUUCAUCGUUGGUUGUUCGGUUCAACAAAUUGUUUCCUUGCAACUCUGAGGGCCGUGUCGACGGUCCGAGUGAGGAGCGUCAGUGAACGAGAGGAUGUGAUUGCGCACACGCACGUGUGCAGCCCCCUCAUCCUACAUGUAUCUGCGCGCUUCAAUAACAAACAAACAGACACAGCGCGAUUGAGACAUGCGACUCGCGAUGAUCUCCGUCCCGUCACAAAGACCGCUGACGAAUCUUGCUAUUGUGAUAAUACGCGUGUGAUAGAUGGCUGUAUGAUGUGUGUGUGAGGUUGGAAACCUGUAUAUAAGAGACUCCGCCAUCUCAACCCAUCCUUCCUUUCUCGUGCUCCUGCUUGCUUCGCUUCCGCUGCAGUAAACACAU
This is a messenger RNA of Tilletiaria anomala UBC 951, 578 nucleotides long. RefSeq lists its product as uncharacterized. The record is from RefSeq and is a predicted model, not a curated record. The transcript is spliced from 2 exons. NCBI's taxonomy places the organism in Eukaryota, Fungi, Basidiomycota, Exobasidiomycetes, Georgefischeriales, Tilletiariaceae. The coding region runs from base 188 to 484 and encodes 98 amino acids.